GCGCUUUGUAACGCGUAUAUCAACACGCCAUUCUGUAUACAUUGAUUGACUUGAAACCCGGAUGAACCGGCUUUCCUAAGCUACAGAGUCCCUCCCCUCCUAAAUAAUGUUUACCGUGAGGACUACCGUAUUCAUCAAGACAAGGGCACAUAUGAACGGUAACGACCUGUCUAAAGUUUAUAGGUCAAGACACAAGGGGGGGAGGGAUCGGAUUCUCGGCUCUCGGGCUUUCCGUUGGCUCAGAGGCCUGUGGAAAAAACGGGGCAGAGAACCUUCAUUCAAACUGAUCCGUAUGAAAAGAAUACCGACGUCCAUGCUAAAGUAUUUUGAGCCCUACGGGGAAAGAGGGGACUCCGAUACUAAGCUUCCCCUAACCCCAAAAGGGGGAUUCCAUGACAUUAACGAACGACCGUUGGAAUAUCGUUCGGUGUAUCAUCCGACAACGACUGGUUACCCGAGAAGGGAGAGAGGGCCAAACCUGCUGGGAACCGCGGGGUGUUACGUAGCGUAUCGACCCGGUGCUGGCCGCGUCCCUCAACGUGCCUUUAAUGAUGUGUCAAAGGAAGCUGAGGUAAAUCGUAACAUCAUGAACUCUAAAACGGGAGGCAUUGCGUCAGACGGUGCGCCUGGGAGGCCGGACAGCAGGUUUGUCAACCAGGGUUUUGCCAACAACCACCCACCUGGCAUGACCUUGCGCCGAGGCAUGGCUGUGCGUCGAAACACGGCACCAAAACAGCCAACGCUCCCAAAGGUUGAGCAGGAGAGUCAAGGGACAUGCCGGGAGUCGGCCGGGGCGAGGACCGUGAAGCACCGGGUCGGUGCCCCUUGCAGUCAGCCCCUGGCCGUCGUCACGCCGACACCGACGCCAACGAUCAGCAACGGAGAGCAGAGACCAGAGUCACCAGACGCGCGCAACAUGCUGCCAAGUCAACAGCGGCAUCGGGUGAUAAAAUUCCCCAAAAUAGCAACGCCCUCCGAAGGCCCUGCAGUCAUGCGGCCAACGCCACCAGCUGUACCUCGCUCGCUAAGCUUGAGGAGGCAGCCCGGGUACCGAUCGCUGAGACAGGCUGCCACGGAGAUGGACAGGACAGGGAGUACACCACUGCUCAGCCAUCUGACAAGACCAAGUUAUGUUUUGACUGCUCGCUCGAAAUCGAGUGGGUCAUCUCCGAGGUGCUGGUCUAG
Chaetomium fimeti is the source of this 1185-nucleotide messenger RNA. RefSeq lists its product as uncharacterized. NCBI's taxonomy places the organism in Eukaryota, Fungi, Ascomycota, Sordariomycetes, Sordariales, Chaetomiaceae. The record is from RefSeq and is a predicted model, not a curated record. The annotation marks the transcript as partial. The transcript has 2 exons.